Messenger RNA from Lodderomyces oxycetoniae, 987 nucleotides. RefSeq lists its product as uncharacterized. The transcript has a single exon. Gene Ontology annotation, biological process: vesicle-mediated transport; mitotic spindle elongation. Lineage: Eukaryota; Fungi; Ascomycota; Pichiomycetes; Serinales; Debaryomycetaceae. The record is from RefSeq and is a predicted model, not a curated record. The coding region runs from base 1 to 987 and encodes 328 amino acids. Gene Ontology annotation, cellular component: Golgi membrane.
AUGUCGUCGAAUACCCCUUAUGACCCUAAUCCCUAUGAUCAUCACCACCAAGGGGGCUUUCUCUCCAACUUUAGAAGCUCACUAACUCAGAAUUUUAGAGAAUCACGAGAGUGGUUUUCAGCACAAUCAAUGAUUAUCAAAACUACUUUAGUCGUUAUAGCCUUAUUGUUGGUCGUUGUUUGCAUAUUGUUCCUUAUUUUCCAUUCAUAUCUUAUAAGCGUGCUUAUUCAGCUAUCAGACGAUUGGCGAAAUCUUCCCUAUGGUAGUGUUCUCAUUUUCUUAUUAAUCUUUAUUGUUGGGUUCCCACCUUUAAUUGGUUUCACUGCAAUUAGUCUUUUGACAGGAAUGAUUUAUGGGUUCCCAAAUGGUUGGCCUAUUCUUGCCGCGGGCUCGGUCUUGGGCUCAACUGUGGCAUUUUUGGUGUACAAAUAUUUAUUACAUAACCAAGCCAUGAGGCUAAUGAACCAUAGUGAGAUGUUUAGAGCGUUUGCCGAAAUAUUGAGUGAAGACAACUCACUAGUUUUGUUGAUCUUGAUUCGGUUGUGUCCUACACCUUAUUCCUUGUCCAAUGGAGCACUAUCUGCAAUCCCCGAGCUUUCAUUAUUGAAUUAUUUCCUAGCCAUGUUGAUUACUUCUCCAAAGCUAUUAAUUCAUUUGUAUAUUGGCAGUAAGUUGAAAGAGCUUGGAAAAGGGAGCUCGAACAAGAUUGUCGAUGUGAUUAGUAUUACCAUUACUGGGAUUGCUGCAUCAUUAGCGACUUACUUAAUUUAUGCAAGGAUGCGUGCCAAAUUAGCAAGUUUCCAUCAAAGAGGCGUAGUUAGUGAUGAUGCGUUAUUAUUUGGCAAUUUCGAAGAUGAACUAGAGAUGGCAAGUCACAAUGACAUAGAAUUGAACUCUUCAGAUUUCGAUACUGAUAAUUUUAUAAUUGGAGAUGGUGAAGAGGAGGAAAAUGAAGCACUACAAGGAGAAACAUCUAAGCCGCUGUAG